Molecule: messenger RNA, 4792 nt
Organism: Equus caballus (horse)
Lineage: Eukaryota; Metazoa; Chordata; Mammalia; Perissodactyla; Equidae
Gene: NEDD9
Product: neural precursor cell expressed, developmentally down-regulated 9
Biological process (GO): cell surface receptor protein tyrosine kinase signaling pathway; cell migration
Cellular component (GO): cytoplasm; plasma membrane
Molecular function (GO): protein binding
Source: RefSeq, a predicted model, not a curated record
UGUGCGGUUGCUCAGUGGGGAAACGCUUACAGCUGCCUUUAGAAACAAGUCUGGUGGCUGCAGCGAGAGAGAAGCCUCAUCAUGAGGCAGGACUGAGCUGCUACCUCCUGCCUGCCCGCCCAGAGAGAGGGCAAGAACUCCAGGAAGACCAGAUGAUUCACCAACAGUGGUUCUGCCCCGGGUUCAGGAAGCUGGAGACGUCACACACUGGCCUGAGAACAUCGUACAUUCUUUAAGUAGUUAUGAAAAGGAAGAAACUGGUCAGCAGGCUAAAACACUGGAAUUGUCCUUUUCAGGAUCUACAGCUUCAACAUUCCUUGGCUUAACAGCGAGAAGCACCUGGGAAAAUGUGGGCAAGGAAUCUUAUGGCAAGAGCCUUAUACGACAAUGUCCCAGAGUGUGCUGAGGAACUGGCCUUUCGCAAGGGAGACAUCCUGACUGUCAUAGAGCAGAACACAGGAGGACUGGAAGGAUGGUGGCUCUGUUCCUUACAUGGUCGGCAAGGCAUUGUCCCAGGCAACCGGGUGAAGCUUCUGAUUGGCCCUGUGCAGGAGACCUCGUCCAGCCAGGACCAGCCCACUCCUGGACUGAUGCACCAGACCUUCAGCCAACAGAAGCUCUAUCAAGUACCAAACCCACAGGGUGCUUCUCGAGACACCAUCUACCAAGUGCCACCUUCCUACCAAAAUCAGGGAAUUUACCAGGUACCCACUGGCCAUGGUACCCAGGAACAAGAUGUGUAUCAAGUACCACCAUCAGUGCAGAGAGGCAUUGGGGGGGCGAAUGGUCCCCAAUUAAGUAAAAAGGUGAUAACCCCUGUCAGGUCGGGCCAUGGUUAUGUGUACGAGUACCCAUCCAGACACCAAAAGGACAUCUAUGACAUCCCCCCUUCCCAUGCCACUCAAGGGAUAUAUGACAUCCCUCCAUCGUCAGCAAAAGGCCCUGUGUUUUCAGUUCCAGUGGGAGAGAUAAAACCUCAAGGGGUCUAUGACAUCCCUCCUACUAAAGGGGUAUAUGCCAUUCCACCCUCUGCUUGCCGAGAUGAAGCAGGGCUUAGGGAAAAAGAGUAUGACUUCCCCCCUCCGAUGAGACAAGCUGGAAGGCCGGACAUCAGACCUGAGGGCAUUUAUGACAUCCCCCCAACCAGCACCAAGCCGGUGGGGAAGGACCUUCACAUAAAAUAUAACUGUGACACUGCUGGACCUGCUGAACUGGUGACGCGAAGACACCAAAGCAUUUCCCUGAACCAUCCCCCCCCACAGCUGGGGCAGUCAGUGGGCACUCAGAACGAUGCCUACGAUGUCCCCCGAGGGGUUCAGUUUCUUGAACCGCCAGCAGAAACCAGUGAGAAAGCAAACCCCGAAGAAAGAGACGGUGUUUACGAUGUCCCUCUGCACAACCCACCAGAUGCCAAAGGCUCUCAGGACGUGGUAGAUGGUAUCAACCGAUUAUCUUUCUCCAGUACAGGCAGCACCAGGAGUAAUAUGUCCACAUCUUCCACCACCUCAAAGGAAUCUUCAUUGUCGGCCUCCCCAUCUCAGGACAAAAGGCUUUUAUUGGAUCCAGACACAGCCAUUGAGAGACUUCAUCGGCUCCAGCAGACCCUGGAGAUGGGCGUCUCCAGCCUAAUGGCGCUGGUCACCACAGACUGGCGGUGUUACGGAUACAUGGAACAACAUAUCAACGAGAUACGCACCGCAGUGGACAAGGUGGAGCUGUUCCUGAGGGACUACCUCCAUUUUGCCAAGGGAGCUGCAGCAAAUGCUUCCUGCCUCCCAGAACUCACCCUCCACAACAAAAUGAAGCGGGAGCUCCAAAGAGUAGAAGACUCCCACCAGAUUCUGAGCCAAACCAGCCAUGACUUAAAUGAGUGCAGCUGGUCCCUGAAUAUUCUGGCCAUCAACAAGCCCCAAAACAAGUGUGAUGAUCUGGACCGGUUUGUGAUGGUAGCAAAGACGGUGCCCGAUGAUGCCAAGCAGCUCACCACAACGAUCAAUACCAACGCAGAAGCCCUCUUUAGACCAGGCCCUGGUAGCUCACAUGUAAAGAAUGGGCCUGAGAACAUCAUGAACUCCACUGACUACCCCCACGCUGGGUCCCAGAUGCAGCUGCUACAUCCUGGGGACCACAAGGCCCAAGGCCUCAACAAGCCAUUACCCCAUAACCUGGGCAAGGACCAGCCCCCUGACUGUAGCAGCAGUGAUGGCUCUGAAAGGAGCUGGAUGGAUGAUUAUGACUAUGUCCACCUACAGGGUAAAGAGGAGUUUGAGAGGCAACAGAAAGAGCUGUUGGAAAAAGAAAAUAUCAUCAAACAGAACAAGAUGCAGCUGGAACAUCAUCAGCUAAGUCAGUUCCAGUUGUUGGAACAAGAAAUUACAAAGCCCGUGGAGAAUGACAUCUCCAAGUGGAAGCCUUCUCAGAGCCUCCCGACCACAAACAGCAGCGUGGGUGCUCAGGAUAGGCAGUUGCUCUGCUUCUACUAUGACCAGUGUGAGACCCAUUUCAUUUCCCUUCUCAAUGCCAUCGAUGCUCUCUUCAGUUGCGUCAGCUCAGCCCAGCCCCCGCGGAUCUUCGUGGCGCACAGCAAGUUUGUCAUCCUAAGUGCACACAAACUGGUGUUCAUUGGAGACACACUGACAAGGCAGGUUGCUGCCCAGGACAUUCGCAACAAAGUGAUGAACUCCAGCAACCAGCUCUGUGAACAGCUCAAGACUAUAGUUAUGGCGACCAAGAUGGCCGCCCUCCAUUACCCCAGCACUACGGCCUUGCAAGAAAUGGUACACCAAGUCACAGACCUGUCCAGGACCGCGCAGCUGUUCAAGCGCUCUUUGCUGGAGAUGGCAACGUUCUGAAAAGAAAAUGAGAAAAGGAGGACUGAGUGGGUUGCUAGGGAAAACUGGAAAUACUGUCUGGUUUUUGUAAAUAUUAUCUAUUUUUAUAGAUAUUUUAUAUGAAAUGAAAUAUUUUAACAUUUUAUGGGUUAGACGACAUUCAGAAAUUCAGGGAGCUAGAGGGGGAAUUGUGUUUUUCUGUGUGGUUCUUGUGUACACACAUAAGCAUCUAAGACAAACUGUACAGAAACUCGUCCACAUGCGUGUGUAUGCCUGUGUAUUCGUGUUCAUUUGUAGAUGUUUGUCUGAUACAUUCCAUUAAAAAACAUGAAUUAAGAAGCACCUUAGUAAGCACAUCCUAAUGCUGCAUUUUUUUUUUAGAAAACAUACCAGAUAGUUGUAAUAUUGCUCUACGUGUACCAGCAAUUAUUCUGAGCCUGUCACUUCCAAGUCUGGGGAACAUAGUAUAUUUGCUGGUGUUCACCUCCCAGUAAUGAGGCAUGGUAUGACUUGUUCUUGUUUUGCAACCCCUUCCAAAAUUGACUGUCUUGGGCACAUUAUGGCAAAUUGCCUCACUUCUGGUUGAAAAAGCCCUCUUAGAAAGAAAGUUUCAGAAGCCUAUGUUAAUCCAAGCCCCAAUAUUUUCGGUGCUGGAGGAAAGACACAUGUAUUUGGAGGACAUGCGCCCAGUUAGGACUGGGUUUUUCCAUACUGAGAGGAGGUCACAAUAAAAGGAGAGCACGUGUUUCCCCAGGGUUUUCUGAUCUGCAUUUAGGAGUGAUUUGGCCAGGAGGUUUUCCAAAGGAUGUUUUUAGAUUUGCAAAGACCAUAUUAUUCGCAGCAGGAAUUCAUACAGACGCAUCAGACUACGCUCACCCAUAAAAGAAGGGAUGGUUCCAUCCGCCAGUAGUAAGUAGAGGCCUUUCUGACUCUCAACAUUCACUUAGGUGCUACCGCCCCCAUCACCUGAGGGAAACUACCCAGUUCCUUUGUCACCUAAAUGUUAGAGCCAUCUCCUACUCUAAGAAAAUUCAUUGCUUGAUCUUGCACCCUCCUUAAAACAUGUAUAUGCAGACCCGACACUCAGAGCAACUGUAUGGAGCCCAUCUAAUCCUUACAGUUCUUUCUGGCCAAUGACCCUGUGUGUACAGCCCACCACUGUCUCACAGCUCAUCACAAUAUCCAUUUCACAGCCUGUCCCCUUGCACCUGUUGCUGUUGGCACAGCACAAACACACCACAAGCCAUUAGAUUCAUCAUGGGCAAAUGAAAUACUUCCUACCCUGUGGGUAAAUGUAGUCACAUAUUACCAAGUCAAGGAGCGUGUUAUCUGUGAUCUUUCGGUCCAGUUCUUAUUUAAUUGUUCUGUCCAGCCUAUUUGAAAACGUUUUUAUUUGCAAUAUAGGUCUUGACUUAAUUAAGCUUGCAUGUUUUAAACAACCAAAUCAUUGAAACAGGAAAAGAUUUAAGAAAGAAUAUGUGAUCUAAGUGUGAUAAAAAGCCAGUGAAACUUACAGAAGGUGCUUUACAAGACAACCGCUAUGGUAGGUCUCAAAGUUCUGCUCUACCAGAAGAAGAUUAAAAGUUGUAUUGUAUUGUAUUGUUAUUGUGGGGAGGAAGGAGCUUGCUGAAAAUCAACAAAGAAGAUGAAAAAUGUUCUUGUAGAUUUCAUUGUAUAACGUGUAUUUCUUAGGAGAUGACAGAUUUGUUCUAAGUGGUGACAUUUCACGUUUUCAAAACCAAAAUGUCCAAUCUGUAUUAUUCUCUUUCCCAUCCUAUAUGUAGAGACUAUUUUUAAACCAUUAAAUUUUUAGAUCUCUCUUUUCGUAGGCACUGGAUGUUCCUUUCCAUAUUUCUUUCUUUGUCACAGAAUUAAAUGUUGACUUAUUUUGGCACUCCUAAUAUAGAAAGUUAAAUUAUGGUUAUUUUAUCCAUACUAUAAACCUGGAAUUUUUAGGAAAA